ACCCCACUCCCAGACCUCUUUCACUGAGAGUGAGCAUGGUUAAGAGCAAGGACUCUGGACCAGGGCCCCUGGGUACCAAUCCCGGCUCCAUCACAUCCCAGUGGUGCCACUGAAUCACUGGGUUGCUCAUUUUCCUCACCUGUGAUUUGGGGUGAUGAUCUCAGUGGCCACCACACAGAGGAAUGCUGGGAGGCUCCCGGGAGUUAAUCUAUGCAGAGCGCUCAUCUGGAGUGAGCCUCAGAGAGCAUCUGCCGCUCUGUAGUGAUCGUCAUCUUUUCUCUCCAGCAUCCGGAUAACCAACCCCUUGAAGACCUCCAUCCUGCCUCGGGACACUGCCUGAUCCCCCUCCAUUCUCCACCCUCCCCGCCCCUCCCGCUGUUCCUGACGGAAUCUAAUCUACUCCGGACCCUUACCCUUCCCCUCUCUGCCCCCACCAUCCGGUUACCAUGCGCCCCCUUCGUCCCUGCUGGUCCUGCUGCUGUCUGCUCCUCUUCUUCUCCCUGGGAAUCCAGGGAUCCCCAGAGGCUCCCAGCGCUGCCCCCGAGCAAGUCCACCUGUCCUACCCAGGGGAGCCGGGCUCCAUGACUGUAACCUGGACCACAUGGGUCCCAACCCGCUCUGAAGUGCAGUUCGGGAUGCAGCCCUUGGGACCCCUGCCCCUCCGGGCCCAGGGCACCGUCAGCACCUUCGUGGACGGGGGCAUUCUCCGGAGGAAGUUCUACAUACACAGGGUCACACUGCGGCGGCUGCUGCCAGGGGUCCAGUAUGUUUACCGCUGUGGCAGUGCUCAGGGCUGGAGCCGUCGGUUCCGCUUCAGGGCCCUAAAGAAUGGACCGCACUGGAGCCCCCGUCUGGCUGUGUUUGGGGACCUGGGGGCUGACAACCCGAAGGCCCUGCCCCGGCUGCGCAGGGACACCCAGCAGGGCAUGUACGAUGCUGUUCUCCAUGUAGGAGACUUUGCCUACAACAUGGAUCAGAACAACGCUCGCGUCGGGGACAGGUUCAUGCGGCUCAUUGAACCUGUGGCCGCCAGCCUGCCAUACAUGACGUGCCCUGGGAACCACGAAGAACGCUACAACUUCUCUAACUAUAAGGCCCGCUUCAGCAUGCCGGGGAACACAGAAGGCCUGUGGUACAGCUGGGAUCUGGGCCCGGCGCACAUCAUCUCCUUCUCCACCGAGGUCUAUUUCUUCCUCCAUUACGGCCGCCACCUGGUAGAGAGACAGUUUCACUGGCUGGAAAGGGACCUCCAGGAAGCCAACAGGAACCGUGUAGCCCGGCCGUGGAUCAUUACCAUGGGUCACCGGCCCAUGUACUGUUCCAAUGCUGACCUGGAUGACUGCACGUGGCAUGAGAGCAAGGUCCGCAAAGGCCUCCACGGCAAAUUCUAUGGGCUGGAGGAUCUUUUCUACAAAUAUGGGGUUGACCUGCAGCUGUGGGCUCAUGAGCACUCGUACGAACGGCUGUGGCCAAUUUACGACUACCAGGUGUUUAACGGCAGCCAAGAGAUGCCCUACACCAACCCUCGAGGCCCUGUCCACAUCAUCACAGGAUCUGCCGGCUGUGAGGAGCGGCUGACCCCCUUCACCCUCUUCCCCCGGCCCUGGAGCGCCCUACGUGUGAAGGAGUAUGGAUACACGCGGCUACACAUCCUUAAUGGGACCCACGUCCACAUCCAGCAGGUGUCUGACGACCAGGAUGGGAAGAUUGUGGAUGACAUCUGGGUGGUGAGACCCCUGUUGGGCCGGAUGAUGUACCUCUAGGGAUGAGGGCAGCUCUCAUCAGGAACCAUGGGCAUUGCUGCCUUGGCUGGUGUGACCAGACACUGCCCAGGCCCUGGGCGGGGAGUCGAGGCGGGCCUCAAGUCCU
Messenger RNA from Ceratotherium simum simum (southern white rhinoceros), 1869 nucleotides. RefSeq names its product acid phosphatase 7, tartrate resistant (putative) (gene ACP7). The record is from RefSeq and is a predicted model, not a curated record. Gene Ontology annotation, molecular function: acid phosphatase activity; metal ion binding. NCBI's taxonomy places the organism in Eukaryota, Metazoa, Chordata, Mammalia, Perissodactyla, Rhinocerotidae.